UCCAGAUGACCCUGAUGCAUUGAUGACUCGAAACUUUUUCUUGUUCCUUCCAUCUGUAUUGUGAUCACGACAGUCGACGGUAUUCUGCCAUGGGAUAUACGCUUUGUGUGCUAGGAUGUGGGACUAUGGGGGUCGCAAUCAUCUCCGGGGUGAUCACCAGUUUGCAAUCCAGGCUGAACACACUCGAGACCCCCAAGUGGGAGUCGCAUACACCUGGCACAUGCACUCCCACAGCUGACUCGCCUGAUCCUUCACUCCCGUCCAUUUUCACCGCAACCGUGACAAGGAAAGAGAGUGCACAAAAGCUCCAACAUACAUUUGGACUCUUGGGUGGUCUUGGUUCUUCCGUUCAAGUUGUUGCCGGCGAGAACCUUGCAGCAGUUCAAAAAGCGGAUGUUAUUAUUUUGUGCUGCAAGCCUCACCAAGCUCAUAUUGUCCUUUCUCAGGUUGGAAUGCAGGAAGCACUGGCUGGCAAAUUACUCAUCAGCAUUCUCGCUGGUGUGACUAUACACCAGCUUACUGGAUGGGUCCCCCCGACAACCAGGGUUGUCCGCGCAAUGCCCAACACUCCAUGCAGAAUUCGAGAAGGUAUGACUGUAGUCAGCAACCUACCAAUAUCAGAGGAGGCCGAGCUCGAUCGCUCCAUCAUCUUGAAUAUAUUUUCAUCUAUUGGGCGCUGUCGCUUCCUCGAGGAAAAAAAUUUCGACGCAUGCACUGCGCUUUCUGGAUCUGGUCCCGCCUUUGCAUGUAUAUUCUUGGAGGCUAUGGCAGACGGGGGUGUCAUGAUGGGCCUCCCGAGGGCGGAGGCCCUUGAAUUAGCAGCACAAACUCUGCAAGGCGCGGCACGCAUGGUUCUUCAAGCAGGAGCUCAUCCAGCUCAAAUUAAAGACUCGGUCACAACUCCUGGCGGAUGUACGAUAGCGGGCCUCUUAGCCAUGGAGGAUGGGAAAGUUCGCUCUACCAUUGCUCGUGCAAUUCAGGUCGCGACAGAGCGCGCUAGCGAACUUGGCCAGCCCGCAAAAAAUUAAAAUUGUAUGGUUUAACGACUUGCCACGUCAGCUAAUAAGCAAGAUAGCGUCUACUGUUGUACUUUAAACAUGUAUCCCAAUCAAAUCUUCGAGACCUCUAAUUUAAUGGAGGAUCGACGACUGUGAGGGUGACUGCGCACACUGGCUCAGUCAUUGUUUACCUAUUGCUCCUGUAAAAUGAGGACGGUCGUGUGAGUUAACGACGCCGCCCAGAGUGUCGAGGAGCAACAAUCUACUCAUAG
Molecule: messenger RNA, 1270 nt
Organism: Suillus subaureus
Lineage: Eukaryota; Fungi; Basidiomycota; Agaricomycetes; Boletales; Suillaceae
Product: putative delta 1-pyrroline-5-carboxylate reductase
Exons: 6
Coding region: 90-1028 (312 amino acids)
Biological process (GO): L-proline biosynthetic process
Molecular function (GO): pyrroline-5-carboxylate reductase activity
Source: RefSeq, a predicted model, not a curated record